Molecule: messenger RNA, 1785 nt
Organism: Exophiala spinifera
Lineage: Eukaryota; Fungi; Ascomycota; Eurotiomycetes; Chaetothyriales; Herpotrichiellaceae
Exons: 8
Coding region: 1-1785 (594 amino acids)
Biological process (GO): basic amino acid transport; transmembrane transport
Cellular component (GO): fungal-type vacuole membrane
Molecular function (GO): basic amino acid transmembrane transporter activity
Source: RefSeq, a predicted model, not a curated record
AUGGCCGGCGCCAACCCAAGCCGCGACGGCAAUAACCACAAUCUCAGCGAGACGACCAGUAUUUCGUCAAAGAAAUCAGACGUCCUCGUCACAACAAGAGCGUUGGGGUACUCACCACCCCUCCCCAGCUCAGAGCGCUCUAGCUUAGAGUCUUCUUCAUCAUGUCCAUCAUCAACAGAGUCGCUGAUGUCCCAAAGCUCCUCAGAGUCGCGUCGAGGAUAUGAAACUUUCCCCCCUGGAAGAAAUGAAGAUGAUUUGGAGGAGGCCACGCCAGCAGACAUGGACAAGAACAAAAGAGAUGCCAAUGGGAAGGGCAUUGUUCGGAUCAUCAUGGUCUUGACUAUUGGUGUCUUCAUAUUCCAUGCCGACAGCUCCCUCGUCAUGGCUACCCAUCCCACCAUUGCGUCCGAGUUUGAUGCAUUACAUUCAUCGAGUUGGUUGUUUACGGCAUUUGCAUUGGCGGGAGCGGCGACUCAAAAUACAGUGAGCAAGCUCGGCGAUAUCUUUGGACACAAACGGGUCAUAUUGACGUGUUACCUGGUAUUUGCUAUUGGUUGGGGUCUGGGCCAGUCCAUGCCGCAGGUGAUCUUUGGUAGAAUCAUCUCCGGCAGUGUAGGAGCCGGGAUGACAGUACUGGUGUCGCUGAUCAUCACCGCCCUCGUCCCAAUUCGACAAGUCGCCAGCUGGCGAGCAUUCGUCAACAUUCUGAGCACCUUGGGCCGGAGUAUUGGAGCACCUCUUGGGGGAUGGCUUGCGGAUAGAGUCGGCUGGAGAUUCUCCUUCAUUGGCCAAGCCCCAUUGAUGCUCGUUGCAAUGGUUUGUGUUUGGUUCAUCGUUCCAUCCGAUGUGUCGUCGAAAGAGGAGUCACUCCAUACCGGGGAUCAAGAGAGAGAAUCACGACAGCUAUCUCUGCGGGAAAGGCUCGGUCGACUCGACUUCUUAGGUGCUCUGGUCUUAGGACUUUUGAUUCUCUCCCUGUUGCUACCCCUUGAGGUAGGGGGUGUCAAUAUAUCGUGGCGACACCCGGCCAUUCCUACGCUAAUUCUCAGCUCAGUGAUCUUGUUGGGCCUCUUUAUCGGGAUUGAGAAGCGAUGGGCCAAAGACCCUGUCCUGCCUCUGGAGAUCUUCUCCAACAAGUAUGCUGUAUAUUCUUUCGGUAUCAUGGCGCUGCAAGUGGCGGCCCAGGCUGGGCUUAUGUUCUCCGUGCCUCUCUAUUUUCAGGUCACGGAGCGGUUAUCUAACACACAAGCAGGAGCUCGCCUCUUCCCUGCCAUCCUUGGUAAUACAGUCGCGAGCAUCUUAUCUGGAGUGAUGAUCCAGCGGACCGGGAAAUACAAAAAUAUUCUGAUACUCGGCACUCUGCUCUCGGGAGUGUCCUAUAUUCUGGUCUUGUUCAGGUGGAAUGGCAAUACCAGCUUGGUCGAGUCUCUAUACAUCAUUCCGGGGGGCUUCGGAACUGGCCUUGUUCUAAGCGCGGCCUUCAUUUCACUUCAAGCCGCCGUCACUAAGGAGACCAUGAGUCCUGCGAUCUCGGCUCUCUAUCUCUUCACAGGCCUGGGUAGUAUCCUCGGACUAGCCUUCUUAAACGUCAUUCUACAAGGAGUUUUGAGAUCAAGAUUCGAAUCUAGACUGGUCGAUCUUGGUGUAGACAUAGCGAAGCGAAAAGAGAUCAUCAGCAAAGCAACCGCGACUGUGGACUAUAUCGAUCAACUUCCCACUCAGUUAGCGCAAGCACUUAUUGGCUCCUAUGUACACGCACUCAAAUGGAUGUAUAGUGAGUCAUGA